Messenger RNA from Pelodiscus sinensis (Chinese soft-shelled turtle), 4080 nucleotides. The record is from RefSeq and is a predicted model, not a curated record. Lineage: Eukaryota; Metazoa; Chordata; Testudines; Trionychidae.
GUGUCCCGCGCCGAAAUGAGCGGUUCCAGAGGUGACCGGCCCCUGGUUUGGAUUCAGAGCCUCUCGCAAAGCUGGCAGAGGGAUUUGGGGAAGGGGCGCGUCUCAGUUCCAACUCCGGCGCCCACGGUUCGCAGCCCUUCCCCACCGCUGAGCCCCGCACCUGCCCCGCGCAGCCCGGGGACUCCCCCGGUGCGGAACACAGACCGAGGGGACGGAUGUGGCCACGCUGUGCUGACGCCUCACAGUGGGACGCUGACCUCCAAGAACUACCCUGGCACCUAUCCCAAUCACACAGCCUGCGAGUGGAGGAUCCAGGCCGCGGAAGGGAGCUCUCUCGUCCUGGCCUUCGGGGACAUGGACAUCGAAUCUUCCCGGCACUGCGCUUCGAGCUUCCUGCUGCUCUCAUCCCCUUCCGACAGCACCAGCCUUGGUCCGUACUGCGGGAAUUCAAACCCCACCUCCAAGGUUCUGGCGAUGAACUCCAGUGCGGUGACCAUCCAGUUCAACAGCACCACUCACCGCUCAGGGCGCGGCUUCCUGCUCUCCUAUGCCACCAGCCAGCACCCAGAUCUGAUUUCCUGUUUGGAUAAAGGGACCCAUUAUCACCAGGAACAAAUCAGCGUUUUCUGCCCAGCAGGCUGCAAGGGAGUCGUGGGUGACAUCUGGGGAAACCUGAAGCAGGGCUACCGAGACACCUCAGUUCUCUGCAAGGCAGCCAUCCACGCGGGAGUGAUCUCGGAUGAGAUGGGAGGGCAGGUGACUCUGUCUCGGGAGAAGGGGAUCACUCUGUAUGAAUCAGCCUUCGCCAAUGGACUCCUCUCAAAAAGUGGGUCCCUGUCUGAAAAGCGCCUCGUUUUUCACAAAGCCUGUGACGAUCCCCUGGACGCAGCCGGCUUCAACGCCUCCUCCUCCUGGCACGAGGUCAAUGCCAUGGGGCAGUAUAAGCCCUGGACAGCUGAGCGGGCGGCGUUCAGCAUCCACGGACACUCAUGGGCAGCUGAUUCCAGCUCGGAGACUGAAUGGCUGGAGCUAGACCUGGGUGGAAGGAAGAACAUCACAGGAAUUACAACCAAGGGAUCCUCCGACAAAUACAACUACUACGUGAAAUCCUACCAGGUUUUCUCCAGCAAAGAUGGGAAGAAUUGGAAAGCCUACAGAGCCAGUAGUGGGCACGAGGAUACGGCCUUGGAGGGAAAUGCCGACAGUCUCCAGGAGGUCUCCAACACGUUCCUCCCCCCCAUCCUGGCCCGCUACCUGCGCAUCGUGCCGCAGAGCUGGAACCAACGGAUUGCCUUGAAGGUGGCACUGCGGGGCUGCCAGGUGGCUCGUCUCAGGGCGCCCCGGCCCUAUGUACCCAGUGGCCCAAAGGAGGUUCCCGUCCUGACCAGCAUCCCCACCGAUCACACCCUUAUCCCUGGAGUCGCCAUAAAUCCAGAGAGAGCAGGCUCCAUGGUACUUGUGAUGCUGCUGAUCGGGGGCUUUGUGCUGCUCUCGUCUGGCCUCCUGCUGCUGGCUUUCUUCUGCCGUAAGAAGAGGAAGACAGCGGCUGAUCUGAACUGCAGCCUCAUGAAAGGGUACCCGAAGCUGGACUCCGGCCAGGUGUGCUCCAGUGGAAGUCUGCAACAGUCCAGCUCUGAACUGACCUCGUUCCCACUGGCUGGGACCCCAGGAGAACUCAGUGGGGCUCAUUCACCAGAAUAUGCUGAGCCUGACGUGGUUCAGGUGAGUCCCAACAGCCAGACAGCCCCAUCCACCUUCAAACCCUCCCCGGACGAAGGCUAUACGCUCCCGCUGGUACUGAACCACUAUGACGUGCCGGGCAAGUACCAUGAGUACGCAGAACCCCUGCCACCUGAGCCUGAAUACGCCACCCCCUUCACGGAGCAGGCCCUGGAAAGCGUGGGCACCACUGCCAAGAAGAACGUCUGUAUCAUCAAAGUAGUCCCCACUCCCCAAGGCUGGGCAGGGUUGCUGGCGUCCCCAACGUCCCCAGGGAUGCAGCCGCAAUAUGACUUCCCAGCUCAGCGGCCUGGCGAGACACUGAAUGGCACAAGAGGGGAGGGGUCCCACCAACCCAGCAUCAUGUACACUGAGACCCAGGCUGAGCGGACUCCCAGCCUAUGGGUUGACAUCCCAGUGGGGCCCACCACCUCCCCUCUCAGCCACAUCUACCAUGAACCUUUGUGAGGCUAUGAAAAGGGAACUCACAUCGCACGCUGGGCAGCUGGAGAAGGGGUCUGGCUACACUGGGGGAUUCCGCUCUGGGCCUGCAGAGCAAGAAGAAGCUGCCCUGUCUAUCACCAGCAAUGGGAAACGAAAUAGCCAUCGGGUUUAUAGCACUAAACUGUGUGGAAGAGGCUGAUCCGUCCAACUAUGUGAUUGUUUUGUUUGGGUUGGUUUUGUCCCUUGAACUGAAUAGAUACUCCAGAUCUUUACCUCCCUUUAGGAGUCAAAAGAACAGUGUCAGGAUCUAAGAUCAUAUAUAUCCUUUACCUGCAUCACCUGCUAUUUUCUUAAUAUCCAUGAUUUAUACCAUGGGCUUUAUAUAAAGUGAAAGAGCGCCCUCUGCUGCCCUAUGAGCUCUCUAAUGCCUCCCUCUGGUAUUAAAACUUGAAUGGAAUUUUAAAAACCUCAUCAGCACAAGGGCAGUUGGUUUGUUUGCUCUUCUGCCUUUCAUGGUGAAAGCAGGCAAGUCAGUUUCAUGUUUUGUUUUGAGUUGGUUUAUGUUCCUGUGUUUGUUCCUGUCACUGGCAGGGAGAUACCUUUCCAGCACAAGCUGGUGUGGGGUGUUUAAAUCCUAAAACAAAGGCUGCUCUUCCUUGAAGUAUGAAAUAAAAAGGGCAGGAAAAUAUUUUCAGAUAAAUUAGGGCUUGUAAAAUGCUUUUUUUUAACCCACAAAUUAUGUGUUCUGCAUCUGCAUGUCACUGACCAGCGGCUCAGUUCAGAAAACAGUGAUGUGAUGCAGACAAGUCCUGUCAGUUUUAAGGACUGAAAUUACUUACGUGUGUCUGCAGAAAGCUAUUUAAACUUUGCACCUAGUACCUGUGAAGAUCCUGGCUGACCCCUUUUUGAAAUCAGCUGUGCAGCAACCGAUAUAUUCAGUACGUACUGGUAAGAGAGAUCCAGGGAAACUAUAAUCAAGAGGAGAGGAAUUGCAGUUUUAUGCUCUCUCUCUAUGAGCUUCUUCGUUGAUCAAGUAGGCAAUAUUUGUAAUGUGACAGGCGGACAAUGGUUGUAACGCUGAGCGCAAUGUUAAUUCAUUAAUUCACCUGGUCCCUGCAAUCUUCCAGCCUCUGCUGCUAUCCCUGCAAUAAGACCCUUGGAAAGGACAAAGCUGCAUAGCAACACUGGAUGUUAACUGCAGAACUGGGACAGCUCUGAGGACAGGGACCUUGUUGCUCUUCUUAAAGGAAUACCAGCACUGGCCAAGCUCAGUGGUGCUGCUUGGGGAUAAUAGUGUUUGCCAAGGAAAAUGUGAUCUAUAACUGUGUUUCUCUGCUCACUCCUGGCUGACCCUAUCUUUCCAACAGCACUGGCUGCCAAUUCUUCCAGCUGAUGGGGAAGGGAGCCUCAAAUCAGUGUUGUGCUUGACACUCUGCUGACAGGGAGAAAAGAAUGAACAAUAAUAAUCACACCUAGCUCUUCUAGUAUUGCUUUUCAUUAGGAGAGCUCAAAGCCCUUUACAACUGAGGGCAAUAUCCUUAUCCCCAUUUUAAAAAUGGGGAGACUGAGGUACAGAGCAGGCAUUGACUUGCCCAGGGUCACCCAGCAAAGCCAUGGCAGAGCCAGGUAUAACAUUCAGGUCCCCUGAGUCCCAGUUCAGUGUUCUAUCCACUAGGCCAUAUUGCCAUACCCAUUGUCUGCCUUCACCCGGUACAGAACCACACGUGUACGUUCCUCCAGAAAUGCACACACCCUGAUAUACAGUUUGCUGUGCAGCUUUCCUCCAUGCAAACCCCUUUCAUUCUGAAACACUCCCAUAGGCGCACACAGCUCUGGCAGCACUCCACAGCAUGGAAAAGCCCUGUUGCUUUGGCAGCAGCCUUAGGACUGGUAGGGGGGGUUUGUUAAUAUUCCAAG